Molecule: messenger RNA, 1116 nt
Organism: Saccharomyces paradoxus
Lineage: Eukaryota; Fungi; Ascomycota; Saccharomycetes; Saccharomycetales; Saccharomycetaceae
Gene: LYS12
Product: homoisocitrate dehydrogenase
Exons: 1
Coding region: 1-1116 (371 amino acids)
Biological process (GO): isocitrate metabolic process; tricarboxylic acid cycle
Cellular component (GO): mitochondrion
Molecular function (GO): NAD binding; magnesium ion binding; isocitrate dehydrogenase (NAD+) activity
Source: RefSeq, a predicted model, not a curated record
AUGUUCAGAUCUGUUGCUACUAGAUUAUCUGCCUGUCGUGGGUUAGCAUCCAAUGCUGCUCGCAAAUCACUCACUAUUGGUCUUAUUCCCGGUGACGGUAUUGGUAAAGAAGUAAUUCCUGCCGGUAAGCAAGUUUUGGAAAACCUGAACUCCAAGCACGGCUUAAGCUUCAACUUUAUUGAUCUCUAUGCCGGUUUCCAAACAUUUCAAGAAACCGGAAAGGCAUUGCCUGACGAGACUGUUAAAGUAUUGAAGGAACAAUGCCAAGGUGCUCUUUUCGGUGCAGUUCAGUCUCCAACUACCAAAGUGGAAGGCUAUUCAUCACCAAUUGUUGCUCUGAGGAGGGAAAUGGGCUUAUUUGCCAAUGUUCGUCCUGUUAAGUCUGUAGAAGGAGGCAAAGGUAAACCAAUUGACAUGGUUAUCGUAAGAGAAAAUACUGAGGACCUGUAUAUUAAAAUUGAAAAAACAUAUAUCGAUAAGGCUACAGGAACAAGAGUUGCUGACGCCACAAAGAGAAUAUCUGAAAUUGCAACAAGAAGAAUUGCAACCAUUGCAUUAGAUAUUGCCUUGAAAAGAUUGCAGACAAGAGGUGAAGCUACUUUGACGGUGACACAUAAAUCAAAUGUUCUGUCUCAAAGUGAUGGUCUAUUUAGAGAAAUCUGUAAGGAAGUCUACGAAUCCAACAAGGACAAAUACGGUCAAAUCAAAUACAACGAACAAAUUGUGGAUUCCAUGGUUUAUAGGCUGUUUAGAGAACCACAGUGUUUUGAUGUGAUAGUAGCACCAAACCUGUACGGUGACAUAUUAUCUGACGGUGCUGCUGCUUUAGUGGGUUCAUUAGGUGUUGUUCCAAGCGCCAACGUCGGUCCAGAAAUUGUUAUUGGUGAACCAUGCCAUGGUUCCGCCCCAGAUAUUGCUGGCAAAGGUAUUGCUAACCCAAUCGCCACCAUAAGAUCCACCGCUUUGAUGUUGGAGUUCUUGGGUCAUAACGAUGCCGCCCAAGAUAUUUACAGAGCAGUUGACGCUAAUUUAAGAGAGGGUGCUAUCAAGACUCCAGAUUUAGGUGGUAAGGCUUCUACUCAACAGGUGGUUGACGACGUUUUGUCGAGACUAUAA